UACUUAUGCAUGUGACUGCUACGGAUACUUUGUGUUUAUAUCAGUCUCUUGUAUAAUAUAGGCAUCAAGAACUGCACACCCUGUGCCCCCCUGCUACCUGGUGUUAUGCUAGCUAUCCAGCCAACGCUGGAGCAGGUAUCCUUGCUGUGCCCUCCCCAUACUGCUUUGCAAACAUAGUGCCUUGUAUUCCUUUGAGGUUAGCUAGGAGGAGCCAUGUCCUUUAUUUACAUCGUGUUACAGCAGUGACAUCAAGACAGUACCAGGUGACAGUAGCUAGCAAGCUGAAUGUUCAAGUGCUGCAAACGCCACAAGCUGGGGGCAUUUAGCCGUAGAUAGAAGCAGAGAAUGUUCAUUCUAUCCAUCCAUGUAGAGAGGAUUGCCCCUUGUCACAUCAAAAUAAAAGGGAUCUUUGGAUGAAUGCAUAUUGUUUAUUUAAUCACACUGGUUCAUUCCUUGUACCUCUUUAACAGAGAUCCUGGCAGCCUGUCAAAUGUGCUACAUCCUGUAACGGCAAUGAUACGCAAUGCAAUCCAGGAUAUAGGAGAGCCCUCGAAUGUAUUGGGAGUCAGAGGCCAGACACUUUGAUGUCAUGACAGUAGGUGUUUGUGAAUGAGAGCCUUCAAUGCAAACUCUCUCUGCCAUGGAAAACCAGCAUUUUGGCAAAGCUCAGCUCUCAUUUAGGACUAGGAAUAUUUGUUACCCAAAAGACCAAGAAUGUAGAGAGAGAAAAUUGGGAUAUUCUGAAAGAAGUCUAGACACAGAGACUGGAACUUUUAGAGAUGGAUUGCAAGAGAUGGCACAACCAAAACCAGCUUGGAUCCCUGCGGACCGACUGGUCUCCUCCAAUAUCAGCACCUCACAACUGGAAAAGGAGUCUUCAGAGAAAUUAUUCCUGGAUUUUGAUUCCCUCAGCUUUAUAAAAGAGGACGAAGACAGUGCAAGUGAUCUCUCAGACUCUGAGCGUAUUCUCAUCCCUCCUUCCCCUCGCUCGCCCCCAGAGCUGAACCUGCAGGCAGAGAAAAUUGAGCCAGGCUAUUUUGAUCAUUGUUUUGCAGAAGAUGGGGACUAUAAUUUCCCAGAUUUUCUGCCGCCACCUUUUAAUUCUUGGAACUUGCCCCAUCUAGCAACAUUUGUUAACAGAGAGGGAAAGCCUAUCUUACCAACAACAGCAUCCGGAUUUUUGGAGAGGUACAUAGACCGUCUCCUCCAGUUGGAAUGGCUUCAGAUACAAACGGUGCAAACAGAAAAAUUAAAAAGCAGUAAGUUAAGGCCUCAGACAGCCACUGGCAUGCCUGCAAAAUCUCCAGGAAAAAUAAAGCCAUUGCAUACACCACUACGCAUUAAGGAAACAACAGUUGCAGAACACGUUAAAAGUACAGAUGCUCGAGAAAACCGUUGUAACAAAGGGAAUUUUCACCACGACGUUCUUGCUGCUGAAAGAUUUACAAGGUCAAGUGCUAUAGAAGGGUUAUCUUUUGCUCGAAAACAAGAUGUAAGAGUCAAGAAGAGACCGGUUAUGAGCUUUCCGCAAAAGAAAGUAUUGCCAACCCUGGAAACCAACUCAAAGAUUCAGAGUAUUGGUAAUGUUAGGCCUCAAAAACAAGCUCAGUUCUCUCAUGGUACAGAAAGCACUUCAAAGCUUUUUAAAUGCAGCUUGUCCAGUAAUCUGCGAAGCAAUAGACUUUCCUCAAGCAACCAUGCUCUCUCUGCUCCUUCUGAAGCAGAACUGAAGUUUAAAGUUCGCUCUGUCAGAGUUUCCUCUUGUAAAGGGAAACCUAUUUAACAUGGGGGGGUUAGUAAAUCUCAUGUCACAUGAUCGCCUACCCAAUACAAACGAAGUGGAUAUAUUUUUGCAUACGUAGAUGUAGUUUUUGUAAAUGCCAAAUAAGUCUAUGCUUUUGGAAAUAAUUGUCCAUUGGUUGGCUUUUCAUUUGACCAAACUGUUUUGUUAUAAUUAACAAAUAUAUGUUUGUGAGGUAUGAAAAAUAAAGUGUCAAUGUAGAUAUCGA
Molecule: messenger RNA, 2009 nt
Organism: Pelobates fuscus (common spadefoot toad)
Lineage: Eukaryota; Metazoa; Chordata; Amphibia; Anura; Pelobatidae
Gene: FAM217B
Product: family with sequence similarity 217 member B
Exons: 3
Coding region: 623-1783 (386 amino acids)
Source: RefSeq, a predicted model, not a curated record